CUCAACAAACCAAUAAAUAAUCAAAUCAAAUCAAACGACUACUAGAAAGAAAGAGAAAGAGAUGAUGAUGCUUUGGAUUCUUGCUUAACGAGAGAAAAUUAAGGGACUUUUUUCCUCUGUUAAAUUUUGUAGAGUGAGAGAUGCACCGUCAAGUUGGUGGUGAAUUGUGGGCUCGGUCAAUGCUUUUUUACCAUGAAAAGGAGAAUUUCAAGUGUGAUGAAACAUAAUGAGAAUUAAGUAUUGGUUCAAUAAGAAAUUUGGAGUCCAAUCGAGGUUGAGGAAGAUGAUAAAAUGCAUUUGUUCAGGGGAUCGACAAUUAAGAGUAGAUGAAUUAGUUUCUUCAUCAGAGUCCCUGGCAACUCGGGACUAUUCUGCAAGUGGAUAUUCAUCUCGACCUGGUGAGAUGGAUUCAAAGGUUGAUAAUAGCAACAUCGAAGAAGCAGAGUCAUCUCUUCGUGAAAGUGGUUAUCUGAACUAUGAGGAAGCUAGAGCAUUACUGGGAAGGCUUGAGUUUCAGAAAGGAAACAUAGAAGCUGCACUUCAUGUAUUUGAAGGAAUAGAUGUUGCAUCUGUGACUUCCAAGAUGAAAGUUUCCCUUUCAAAAAGAUGGGAACAAAAUCGGCGCCGUUCUCAAAGUGAUGCUGCUCCACCGAUGUCUAUGCAUGCUGUUAGUUUACUCCUUGAAGCUAUUUUUCUUAAAGCAAAAUCAUUGCAGGGUCUUGGAAGAUUUGAAGAGGCUGCUCAAUCAUGUCAAGUUUUCUUGGAUACUGUUGAACAUGCAUUACCCGAAGGCUUUCCGGAAAACUACUCUGUAGAUUGUAAAUUGCAAGAGAUUCUAAACAAAGCUGUUGAAUUGCUUCCAGAACUAUGGAAACUUGCUGGGUCACUCCAAGAAGCUAUUUUGUCGUACAGGCGGGCUCUCCUCUAUUGUUGGAAUCUUGACAUUGAAACCAUGACAAAGAUAGAAAAGGAAUUUGCAGUUUUUCUUUUAUACAGCGGUACUGAUGCAAGCCCUCCGAAUCUACGUUCACAGAUGGAAUACUCUUUUGUGCCAAGAAACAACAUAGAAGAGGCCGUUCUCUUGCUACUGAUUUUACUGAGAAAAUUUGUUCUUGGAAGAAUUGGAUGGGACCCAUCAAUCAUAGAUCACCUUGCAUUCGCCCUGUCUAUUUCAGGGGAUUUAUGGGCUCUGGUUCAUCAGGUUGAAGAGUUACUUCCCGGGGUCAUGAAAAGAAAAGAACAAUAUUGUACUCUCGCCCUUUGUUAUUAUGGAGAAGGGGAACACAUUGUUGCUUUGAAUCUUUUGAAGAACUUAUUGAACCACAGAGGAAAUUCAGACUGCAUAAUGGAAUUAUUGCUGGCUUCAAAGAUUUGUGCAGAGAAUAAUUUAUGCAUUGAGGAAGGAAUAAGUUAUGCUCACAAAGCACUUUCCAAGUUUCAUGGGAGAUGUGACCAGAUAGCUAGCAUUGCAAACUGUUUACUGGGUGUUUUACUGUCAGCUCAAUCAAGGUUUGUUGUUUCUGAUUCUGAGAGAACUUUGAAGCAGUUUGAGGCUCUUGAGGCACUGGAAACUGCUGCGAGAAUGAUGAGAGAACGAGAUCCAUAUAUUGUAUUGCAUCUUUGUUUAGAAAAUUCUGAGCAGAGGAAGUUGGAUGUUGCACUUUAUUACGCAAAACAACUGUUGAAGGUUGAGGCUGGCUCUAAUGUUAAAGGAUAUAUCCUUUUGGCUCGAAUAUUGUCAGCUCAAAAACGGUUUUUUGAUGCGGAGACUGUAAUUAAUGUUGCUCUGGAUCAGACAGGGAAGUGGGACCAAGGAGAACUAUUGCAAACUAAAGCUAAACUCCAGAUUGCACAGGGCCAACUAAAAAAUGCCAUAGAAACAUAUACACAUCUGCUUGCUGUUCUCCAAGUUCAGAUGAAAAGCUUUGGUGCUGGGAAGAAUCUUCUUAAGAAAAGGGGCAAUCAUGAUAGAAGUUUGGAAAUGGAAACAUGGCAUGAGCUAGCGAAUGCGUACACAAGCAUGUCUCAGUGGCGGGAUGCUGAGAUCUGUCUUUCAAAAUCCAAGGCUAUCAGUCCGUAUUCUGCUCCUGGAUGGCACUCCACAGGUUUACUAAAUGAAGCAAAGGGUCUUCACCAAGAAGCUCUGAAAUCGUUCAGAAAGGCUUUAGAUGCUGAUCCCACCCACGUCCCAAGCUUAAUCUCCAUCGCUUGCAUCCUUAGACGGAUUGGUGGUGAAUCAAUGGUGACCGUGAGAAGCUUCCUCACUGAUGCCCUUCGACUUGACCGGACAAACCCUGCAGCAUGGUACAAUCUUGGGCUGCUGUACAAGGCUGAUGUUGGCGCAUCAAUGCUGGAAGCAGUCGAAUGCUUUGAAGCUGCUGCUCUUCUUGAAGAAACUGCACCAGUUGAACCCUUUAGAUGACAAAUUCUGCAUGUAACUACAGCAAUCUCAGCCAUUUAUGAAUGUAAAUUAAUUAUGGGUAUGUUAAAUUCUAUAGGGUUUAUAAAGGAGUUUGAUGAUAGAAAAAAA
This is a messenger RNA of Pistacia vera, 2530 nucleotides long. RefSeq names its product protein NPGR2-like. NCBI's taxonomy places the organism in Eukaryota, Viridiplantae, Streptophyta, Magnoliopsida, Sapindales, Anacardiaceae. The record is from RefSeq and is a predicted model, not a curated record. The transcript is spliced from 6 exons. The coding region runs from base 227 to 2422 and encodes 731 amino acids. Gene Ontology annotation, molecular function: protein binding.